Messenger RNA from Westerdykella ornata, 1768 nucleotides. RefSeq lists its product as uncharacterized. Lineage: Eukaryota; Fungi; Ascomycota; Dothideomycetes; Pleosporales; Sporormiaceae. The coding region runs from base 188 to 1498 and encodes 436 amino acids. Gene Ontology annotation, cellular component: nucleus. Gene Ontology annotation, molecular function: mRNA binding. The record is from RefSeq and is a predicted model, not a curated record. The transcript has 3 exons.
CCACCCGCUCGCUCGUCUCAACUCACUCACCUUUCCCGCUGCGUCAAAACUCGGCAUCAUCCCAAAACCUUCUUCUUCGAGCUUCUCACUCAUUGUCUUGCACAUAUCUGACAAGAAAGUCCCUACCGUUGACGAUCUAUUCUAGCCGCACACUGCUGUAUACUCUAUACGCACAACUUCUCUAACCAUGUCGGACGCGGUUGCCGACGCCCCGGUCGCGGACAAGGUCGACGCACCUGCCGAAGUGACCAGCGAGCGACCGGAGCCGAAGAACGAGAGCGCCGAGGCUCAAAAUACCAGUGAUCCGACAGAGACGGACCCGGAGGGCAGGGUUGACGCAUCGGAUUCGAAGGAUGCAGAAUCUGAAGAGGCUCCGCAUGGCGCAAAGGCCGAUGGAGCCACCGAGCCCGCCAAAGGUGAUGAUGAGACGAAGAAGUGGCGCGACGAGCGGCGCAAUGGAUCGCGUAAUGACCCUAGGCCUGUCCGUGGCCGCGGACGCGGUGGGAAGAGCCAGAACAUGUACAACCGCAAGUCAAAAUCGAACGAAUUCCAAGACCUCCCGGAGACUGAUGAUCCGGUCUUGAUUCGCCAGCAGGUCGAGUUCUACCUCUCGGAUCAUAACCUCUGUACCGACAAGCAUAUGUUUGAAGAGAUCAAGGGCGCACAGAACCUCCCCGUCCCAAUCAAACACCUACACACCUUCAAGCGCAUGAGGCGAUUCCAACCCUACUCCGCUAUUGUUGCAGCUCUCCGUGAUAGCAAGCUUGUCGAGGUCGUGGACACUGCUCGGUUCAGCGGCACGGGAAAUGAGGGCGUAAAGCGCAAGCAUCCUAUCGAGAUUGUCAAGCGUGACGAUGACGGUGACCGUGAGCUGAGCGUUGAAGAACAGUUUGACCGGCUAUUCCAUCGCUCCCGGAACCAACUGGAUGCAAGCGUCUAUGUGAAGAAUUUUGGCGAUCCAGCCGAGGCUGGCCAGAUUGAAUUGGAGAUGUUCUUCAAGCAGUACGGUGCUAUCAUGGUUCGCAAGCGCCGCACCGAGGAUGGGGAGUGGAAGGGCAGCGUUUUUGUCGAAUUCCCAGAUGAGGAGACGCAGAAGCAGUUCCUUGCCCUAGAUCCGAAACCGGUCUACAAGGGUAACGAGUUGAUCAUCAUGAGCAAGAAGGACUACAGCUUGAAGAAGUGUAAGGAGAAGGGUAUCACACCUACUUGGGCGGUGGAUGAGCAGGACAGCCGCAACAGGGACGGCCCAAAGGGUCGGUUCCAAGAUCGACGGGGAGGACGCGGGCGUGGUCGUGGAGGGCGUGGUCGGGGUGGUGGUCGAGGAGCGCAUAACGAUCGCAACGAUUGGAACGGUCGCCGUGAUGACUUCCAGAAAUCCAAGGAGUUCAGUGGCGAAAAGUCAAACAAGCGCAAGGCAGAGAAUGAGGGCGCAGCCGAAGUCGAACCUGAGAAGCGCGAGGAGAAGAAGGCCAAGGUCGAAAUCAAGGAGGAUGCGUGAGCGUCAAUUUCCUUUCUCUGACAAAUCACGCGCAGGGCCUUGUUGGGAUCCGUAGGGUCAACAUCGGUUUUGAGAUGUUGUUCUUCACCUUCCAUUGCGGGUCUUGUAAAUCGGAAAAGCAUCUGGCAUUUUUGACGACAAGGUUGUCUCUUCGGUAUGGCUCUACUGUGUAUGAUACCAUUUCACGACAGGACGGGUCCGGGUCAUAUUUCUGUAUUUAACAGAGCAUGCUAGCCUGUCAAUAAAUCACUCAUUAAGGCUCGUCGUAGA